Messenger RNA from Rotaria sp. Silwood1, 642 nucleotides. The record is from the annotation of a GenBank genome assembly. Lineage: Eukaryota; Metazoa; Rotifera; Eurotatoria; Philodinida; Philodinidae.
AUGUUACCAUUGGCACCAACAUAUCAAACAGUUUUGGCUGUACAAGUAUGUACAUUGCAACAUUAUCUUGAAGAUAUUGCACAAGGACAAGUGGCUUAUUCUUUCGUAAUGUUUUGUAUGCAUCAAAUAGGUCCACAAGAAUGGAGAAAAAGAAGUUUUCUUUGAAUUUGCGUUGGUAUUCAAUGGUUAUGCAGUUAUCUGCUUCCAUUACCUCAAAUAUUAAUGUCAAAUAUCUUCAUUUGUUUUGCAUUUUUUCCAAAUCAAUUUUUUGUCAUUUAUAGUGUGGCAUUUCUUCUUGCUUUACCUGUAUUUCUUCAUUUAAUGAUUUGUAUCAUAAUGACUAUAUUCAAAACAAAUGAAACAACAAAUAAUCAAAUAUAUCCUGCUGGUCAAAUAAAUUCAAUUGAAAUAGAUCAUCAAUUAUUGAUGAAGUAUAUGCUAAUUAUGGCUUUAUUAUUUGAUAUUAUUGGUUAUGGACCACGAAGCAUAUUAGCUGUAAUUGAUUAUCAAUUACAACAAAGCAUUGCUAUUUAUGCAGUAUUGGAAAUUCUUCCAUCGCUUUGCCUUUUGAUUGAUCUUGGUUUAUUGUACAAAAUGAAUAAAGAAGUUCGAAAAAAGUUUACAUCAGUAUGUGGAUGUUAA